CUGCCAGUGAAACCACAGAAGAAGAAGCAGCACAUCACACGUCCUUGAGCCGCCGAACGAGCUUCACAUUUAAGACUCUCGUUGCUCGCAGAUGCGGCUGAGAUGAGCGCACGUGUCGCUGCGAGAUGUGCUGGUGACUAUUCACAGGUUUCCGUUCACUGCCCCACAGACUCCCUUGAACCAUGGCGGUCCAGGUGACGGAGUCCGACCAAGUCAAACAGUUUAAGGAGUUCCUGGGGACCUACAACAAGGUGACGGAGAACUGCUUCAUGGACUGCGUUAAAGACUUCACCACCAGGGAGGUGAAACCGGAAGAGUCGAGCUGCUCGGAAUCGUGUCUGCAGAAGUACCUGAAGAUGACUCAGCGGAUCUCCAUGAGGUUCCAGGAGUACCACAUCCAGCAGAACGAGGCCCUGGCUGCCAAGGCCGGACUGCUGCACUGACCUCUAAUGUGAAACCAAGCAUCAUGGAUGGACUAAUUAAACAAUGACUUAUGUAGAAUCAUUAUUGAACUGUUUUUCUUCUGGAAAUAAAACCGGUUACUGUGUUCAGAACUUGAA
This is a messenger RNA of Gasterosteus aculeatus aculeatus (three-spined stickleback), 560 nucleotides long. It is a transcript of the gene timm9, whose product is annotated as translocase of inner mitochondrial membrane 9 homolog. NCBI's taxonomy places the organism in Eukaryota, Metazoa, Chordata, Actinopteri, Perciformes, Gasterosteidae. The record is from RefSeq and is a predicted model, not a curated record.